CCUUGUCUAAAGAGUCACACCGUUUCGCUUUCAACAGAAUCAAAAAAGGAUUUCUCAGAUUGGCUCAUGAAAUAUCAAACGUUGAUAAUAAAACUGACAUACAGCUGACGUUUAAAAAUCCUGAAAUUGUGUUUUUCAAGAAGUUCAUAAAUGCCAAAUAUCAUUCUCCAUAUACUUUCUCUAUACAGUGAAUCAAGGUAAUGAACAACAGAAAGGAUACGGUUCUUCCUGGUAGUUUCUGAAAAACCAGUUUUACUUAACUGCAUUCAGUGAAACCCAUGUCUACAUCAAGGACGGGUUUUAUCUUUGGUGACUCUAGUUCACGUAUUCAAGAUUGUUCUCAGGUGCAGUGCCCAGGACCAUUGAUGUACUACAAGGAUGUCGGCUGUACUCCUGUGUACAAGAACGAAGGAGAUUGUUGUGCCUACAAAUACAAUUGUGACCAUUUAAAUGCUAGAUCGCCAAACAAGUGUUACAUUAACAAUAGCAGCUACAACAUUGGAGAAAGUCUCAGGGAAGAAGAUGCGAAUCCCUGUGACAUUGGAUGUUCCUGCAGAGACGGAAGAAAUUCAGCACAUUUCACAUGCGCCAUCGUAGACUGUUUCUUCGGGCCCGUUCAGCCAGGUUGUUACAGGAAACGUAACGUCACUGAAUGCUGUCCAGGUCCAGUGAUUUGUCCUGAAGAUAAAUCAGAGAUCCCCAUGUGCGUUGUGGAUGGUGUAACGUACAGGGACGGAGAAUUCUUCACGCCAAAGAAUGAGCCAGAGAAAAGUUGCACGUGUCAGGAAGGCUAUACAGGUCAAAAUAUUGAGCCAUUCUGCAUAACUCCGAGCACUAUAUGCGGUACAGAUUUGCAUCAUAACGAAGAUAUUGCCGAGAGAUGUAUUCCAACGUAUUACGCUACCCAAAAUCCUGCUACCAGUUGCAGUGUAGCUUGGCGAUGUCAAAACUCAAACGAUACCGUAAUAUCAUAUAAAAGUAAAUCCGCAUCCCCUGAGGGAGACUCUUCUGGUGAAAAAGAAGGUAUGACCUGCACAUUCGGUAACCUGACUAUGAAUGUCGGGGACGAGCUUAAUCAAGGUACAGAUUAUAGUUCGGUAUGCGUUAAAUGCGUUUGCGAAAUUCCACCUACACCAACGUGUCAACGUCUUGAUGACAAUGAAUGCGAUGUUACAAAUCAUUCUCUAGGUGGUAAAUGAUUCUUGAGAAAUAUAUGAUCGAGAAUACUUUAAUCCGAUUUGAAAUUCGAGAAGGGCAGAAGAACUCGAAGUAGGCUUGUUAGUCAAACAUCACUAUAAGCUACUGAUAUUAAUGUUUAUUAAAGCCAAAGAUCGUCUUCGUAACACUUUAUAUAAAGUCGAAGAAUAUUACAACAUAAGCAAUAAAGAAAUAUACUUUCUACUACUUCA
This is a messenger RNA of Cephus cinctus (wheat stem sawfly), 1409 nucleotides long. RefSeq names its product kielin/chordin-like protein. The transcript is spliced from 8 exons. Bases 279 to 1199 code for a protein of 306 amino acids. The record is from RefSeq and is a predicted model, not a curated record. NCBI's taxonomy places the organism in Eukaryota, Metazoa, Arthropoda, Insecta, Hymenoptera, Cephidae.